Molecule: messenger RNA, 915 nt
Organism: Exophiala spinifera
Lineage: Eukaryota; Fungi; Ascomycota; Eurotiomycetes; Chaetothyriales; Herpotrichiellaceae
Exons: 2
Coding region: 1-915 (304 amino acids)
Biological process (GO): thiosulfate transport; malate transmembrane transport; phosphate ion transmembrane transport
Molecular function (GO): malate transmembrane transporter activity; succinate transmembrane transporter activity; thiosulfate transmembrane transporter activity
Source: RefSeq, a predicted model, not a curated record
AUGUCGAUCAACACGGCCGAUGAGUGGAAGGCCGCUGCAACGCUCCAAUAUCCAUUCUGGUUUGGAGGAAGCGCAUCUUCAAUGGCUGCCAUGGUCACCCAUCCUCUAGAUCUGGUCAAAGUUCGGUUGCAAACACGCACUCCCAACGCGCCAAAGACGAUGCGAGGGACCUUUACAUUCAUCCUUCGAAACCAAGGCCUCCCUGGCCUCUACGCAGGCAUCUCAGCAGCGCUUCUCCGCCAAUCGACCUAUUCUACCGUACGAUUUGGCGUUUAUGAAGACCUGAAGACUCGCUAUGCCGCAUCACCCACGCCCUCGAAUCCGCGCCCGAACUUGCCCAUGACAACCUUGAUCGCUUUGUCCUCUUUGGCAGGACUGUUGGGUGGCAUAGCGGGAAAUCCCGGAGAUGUACUCAAUGUGCGUAUGCAAUCCGACGCGUCAAAGCCGGCCGAGCUCCGGAAGAACUACAAAAACGCUUUGGCUGGUUUGAUCCACAUGAUCCGCGAAGAAGGGUUGUCGAGUAUCUGGCGCGGAGUGGGUCCAAAUUCCGCUCGCGCGGUCCUGGCGAGUGCUUCACAACUCGCUUCCUAUGAUUAUUUCAAAUCUAUUUGUCUCUCGCUGAACAUGCUUGACAAUCUCACAACCCACUUCUGCGCAUCUUUAGCAGCAGGAUUUGUGACAACCACAGUCUGCAGCCCCGUCGAUGUGGUCAAGUCGAGGAUCAUGAGCAGCAUAGGAUCUCAACUACCCAUUCUGCAGAUGAUUCGAGAUGCGGGUCGGAAGGAAGGUCUGCUUUGGAUAUUCCGCGGGUGGGUGCCAAGCUUCAUAAGACUUGGCCCGCAGACUGUUUUCACCAUGGCAUUCUUCGAGCAACACAAGAAAUGGUACAGACAAUGGAAAGGCUGUUUGGACUAG